AUGGAGCGGGAGCCGGGGGCUGCGGGGCCGGCGCGGGCGUUGGAGCCGCUGCGGCACCUCCGCGAAGUGCUGCGGCCGGCGCUGUCCCGGAUCCGAGAAGGGGAGUCGCGGGAGAGCAGCGAGACCUUCGAGCAGCAGCGCUUCUGGGACACACUAGGUCAGACGUUCAAAGCGACAUCCCAGGAAGCUACGAAGUUGAGUCUGGCAUUCUCAAGGCCUCCGCUGCCUUCUGCAGAGGACUGUCAGAAACUGAGCGAAGGCGUCCAGAAUGCCGUCCUGGCAGCUGCCACAGUAUAUUACUGGCUUCCCAAGGGCCAAGGUACCACUCUGCGGAAGAUGGUGCGAGAUGCCACUGCCGAGGUAGUGGAAGGAAUGAUCCAGCUCACAGACGUGAUUCUCCGUACUCCACUGCAGAGUUUGUCUCAGGAGCAGCUUAUAUCAACUGGUAGUGUAUGGGAGGCAUGUGAACAGAUUUCCCAUCUGCCACAAGAUAACCAGGCAGCAGUCCUGUCAGCCAUGUCCGCCUAUCUGGGUGUGGUCAGGGAUGCGGUGGAGGAAAUGGAGCAGGCUCAGGGGGAAGAUCGGGACCCCUACAGUGACAUCAUGGAGGAUGAGGAGUUGGGCUCUCGGGGCAAUAGGGACACCUACUGGUCUGAGGCUGACCGGAAGCUACUUGGUCCCUGCAUGGGGCUGAUGAAGGCCUCCAAAGCCUGCCUGAAGAAGCUCUUGGGUGCAGUGAAGGUUCACGGCAAAGCAGACACCCCAGAACAGGUGGCUCAGCUAGAUGAUCUUGCAGACAUCACCAAUGAGAUCAGCCCGAGUGUUGAUGAGCUGGCACUGAGUAUGUAUCCACCCAUGAACCAGCUGGCUGUGCGACUCAAUGCUGCCAAACUGGCCUCUGUAUUAAAGAAAGUCCUAGAAAUUACAAAGUCAAGCCAUGUGUGUCCCCCAUCAGAGGAAGGCUGGGUUCAGUUUCUCACUGGUGCAGUAGAUCACAACAUGGACAAAAUUAAGGACUUCACACGGAGUGAACUUUAGUGCUUCUGCGGCCGGGGUCUUUAACAGCUGCCUUUCUGGUGCGUCUGGUCGUUCCCUGAACACAGGGAGAGCAAUGGGGUUGGCAUUUGAAGGAAGAGCUUUUCCAACCUGGAAGAACUUUGCAAAUGCAAAGUGUGACUUGCUGGUCUUCUCUGGCAAUUGCCAACACUGCCACCCUUGAUUUGUUUCCUGGGACAAUGAGAAGCUGCAUCUUGAUGUUGUGAAUGUGUCUUGCCCCCUUGGACUUGGCUCUAGGGCUGCCCUACAGGGCAGAAAGGGCAAUAAAAUGUCACUAGG
Messenger RNA from Emys orbicularis (European pond turtle), 1335 nucleotides. It is a transcript of the gene CCNDBP1, whose product is annotated as cyclin D1 binding protein 1. The record is from RefSeq and is a predicted model, not a curated record. Gene Ontology annotation, biological process: regulation of cell cycle. The transcript has 11 exons. The coding region runs from base 1 to 1038 and encodes 345 amino acids. NCBI's taxonomy places the organism in Eukaryota, Metazoa, Chordata, Testudines, Emydidae. Gene Ontology annotation, cellular component: nucleus.